UCUCUCUCUCUCUCUCUCUCUCUCUGAGACCGAACGCAACGAAAAAAAAAAAAGAUGCAGAUUUUCGUGAAAACCCUAACCGGGAAGACCAUCACCCUCGAAGUUGAGAGCAGCGACACCAUCGACAAUGUCAAAGCCAAGAUCCAGGAUAAGGAAGGCAUCCCUCCUGAUCAGCAGAGACUGAUUUUUGCUGGUAAGCAAUUGGAAGAUGGUCGAACUCUUGCAGAUUAUAAUAUCCAAAAAGAGUCAACUCUCCACCUUGUUUUGAGGUUGAGGGGAGGAACUAUGAUUAAGGUGAAGACUCUUACCGGGAAAGAAAUUGAAAUUGAUAUUGAACCAACUGAUACCAUUGACCGGAUCAAGGAAAGAGUUGAGGAGAAAGAGGGCAUUCCUCCAGUGCAGCAAAGGCUUAUUUAUGCUGGCAAGCAACUUGGAGAUGACAAAACAGCUAAAGAGUACAACAUUGAAGGUGGUUCUGUCCUUCAUCUAGUGCUUGCACUAAGGGGUGGGAGCCUCUAAAUAUCAGAAAUCGGUUCGAGCUCAGACCUGGCUUUCAAUUUGUGCGUGUUAAACACUUGUUGUUGCUCUCAUGUCCAUAAGAAGUGGUGUCCAAUUCCAAUGGUGAUGAUAGUGUUAUUUCCUUACUGUUUUUAAUGAUACAAAAGUAAUGGCAACUGGCAAGUACUGCCUAUGGUAUUUGGAUUUGGGAUAUUGGUAAAACCAUUGCAAUGUAAGCAAAUCUUGGAAUCUUGACCUGGCCAACUUCAUCAUUUUCCUCUA
Molecule: messenger RNA, 780 nt
Organism: Rosa rugosa (rugosa rose)
Lineage: Eukaryota; Viridiplantae; Streptophyta; Magnoliopsida; Rosales; Rosaceae
Product: ubiquitin-NEDD8-like protein RUB2
Exons: 3
Coding region: 55-519 (154 amino acids)
Biological process (GO): modification-dependent protein catabolic process; protein ubiquitination
Cellular component (GO): cytoplasm; nucleus
Molecular function (GO): ubiquitin protein ligase binding; protein tag activity
Source: RefSeq, a predicted model, not a curated record